Caenorhabditis auriculariae is the source of this 1028-nucleotide messenger RNA. The record is from the annotation of a GenBank genome assembly. Lineage: Eukaryota; Metazoa; Nematoda; Chromadorea; Rhabditida; Rhabditidae.
AUGGAUGACGAUGAAAAUGACUCAAAAUCAACGGGAGCUCAAAAUUCUGAUGAAGGACCUGGAAAGGAAUACGAGAUUUACAUCAAAGUGAGUGAUUUUUUUUUUCUUAGUACUUCUAAACAACUGGAUUUUUCGAUUAAUUAAAAAAAAUAAUAAUUUCAAUUUCAGAACGAAGAAAUGGUAGACAAACUCAAGUUAUUAAACUACGAGGCCGGUUUCUUAUCGAUGGGAGGUGCUUAUAAGCCGAUUCAGAGGUAAUUUUAUAUUUUCCAUCACAAAAAUAGCUAUGGCCGCAUUUGGAAUGGCUCAAUGUCGCUCUAAAGUUGAAAAAAAUUUUUCAAUUUUUUUGUCCAGAUUUUUCUCUUCCAAAAAUUGGUUUCCAGCUAAAAAUGCAAUUUUUUUCUUUUUAACUAUAAAACUCAAAAAACAUUUCUUUAUAUAUUUAUGACUCUAAUCGACGCAAAAAAGUCAAAAAAGGUUAAAAAUCAUUUUCCAGACAUUAUUUCGUCAAAUCAACAAACGUCGGCGAGCAAUUCUUCCUCUUUACUUCAUUAGCCGCCUGGUUGAUAAGAAAAGCGGGCAAAGAGGAUUUUCCAAUGCCUCAAGAGGUUUAUAUAUUUCACAAAAUGGCUGUGAACAGCAAGAGCUUGUGCGCUCCAUCGCUGAAUUUUGAUUUUUUGAAUGAAUUUCGAUUUUCGGUGAGUUUCUUAGUCUAUUUUAUAUGAUAAUAAGCCACAGAGCGUCAAAAAAAAAUUGUUUUUCGCGGUUUUUUUUUCUGGAAAUAACCGCCGCGGCAGGCAAGACCUUGUGCGCUCCAUAGCGAAAUCGUAAUUUUUGAAGCUGAAUAUUGUUAAUCUUAACGAUAAUUAGUCAAAAAGACACGAUUUCUUCAAAAUUUAGCAAUGGAGCGCAGAAAAUAACUUUCGGUGGCUAUUUUUUACCCUAAAAUUUUUUUUCAGUUUGAUGAUCCAAAUUCGACAAUCGCUUCUAUCAUCGCCGAGCUACGUAACAAGGUAAGUAUUAUUUGA